Molecule: messenger RNA, 4264 nt
Organism: Galleria mellonella (greater wax moth)
Lineage: Eukaryota; Metazoa; Arthropoda; Insecta; Lepidoptera; Pyralidae
Product: basic juvenile hormone-suppressible protein 2-like
Exons: 5
Coding region: 1687-3681 (664 amino acids)
Source: RefSeq, a predicted model, not a curated record
UACGAGUAGAAUUAAGUUUGGGUACUUGACACAAUACCGCGUUUCUUCACACACUAAACGUGACACAGCCACGAUUUCUGCCCUUUCUGCCCUCUAUCUCUACGUGACAGUGUGUGAAGUAAUUAAUAAGUCUAAAUAAAUAAAAAAAAUUACAGAGAUUGUAUUACCGAAUUUUAUUUAAAAUAUUUUAUAGUAUUUUAAAGAUAGGUAUUAAUAAUAAUAUUAUAAUAUGUAAAAUAAUUAGCGUAUUCUUAACAACAUUAUCACAAAUGAUAUUUUUAGAUCUUUCUCAUUUAUCUAAUUUUACAGAUACAAAAUGUAAUGAAAUCCAUAUUAAGUGAACUAAUGAACAUAGUAGAAAGUUAUGUUUGCCUAUAUAUAUUUAUAACGGAAAGUUUAUGAAUUUACCAUAUUUAUCGCUUUCGACAAUUGUUCAAAAAAUUAACCUAUGUUACAAUUUUUUUUGCAUAUGUAUGUAUAUUUUCAUAAUUAAUAUUUCAGCAAAUAGAAACAGUAGCAUAAAGAAAUUCAAAGAAAAUCUAAGGAACUAAACCACUCAAUUUGUAAUAAAAAUUUCUAAAUAUUUUUAAAAUUUUUUCAUGUUUUAUUUAAUUAGGCACAAAUUUAGUUAUUCAAAGAUUAUAAAACUAAGUAAUUCUAUCUUUCAUAAUUCGUAGUUAUCCCAGUAUCUUCUAACAGAAGAAACCCUCCAAGACACGUAAUUGGAAAAUUGCCCAAUUGCAUUUUGUAUCCUGAGCUCAACGUACAGAAAUGUAAAACAGUUUUAAAACUACUUAGCAUAUAAUACAAUACAUAUUUUUAUUAUAUUAUUAAAUCUUCACCUGUACUUUCAGAAAUGAAUAACUCAAGUAUUACGUCAUUGUAAUGAUCCUAAAAUUGAGAAUAUGACGCUAAUAAUAUUGACUGUUUUGAUAAUUUUAAUUUUUUAAUAACUUUUAACUUAAAUAUCUUCCAUCUUCAAAUCAUCUUUUAUUAUUUGAUAUGUAAGCAUUGUAAAAAUGGCCUUGUUCUCACUACAACCAUAUCUGCCUGUGGUUUCGAUAAUAAUAGAUAUUUGUUAUAAUAUUAAACUAAUAUAAUUAUGCUGAAAGGUUGGCACUAGAUUUCUAUAAUAACAACUCUAUUUAUAUUUAUUUUGUUAUCUUAAAUAUUUUAGUCACUGAAAUUCCGACUAUCAAAUACUGUAACACGUACUAGAACUUCUUAAUGUAAGAACAAUCGAUUUGUUUCUCAUUUGACCACUUUUGAAUAGAUGUGAUAAAAAGAAUUUGACGGUACAGGUAAAAUAUUGAAUGAACAUACGCAUAUAUGAAUAUGAAUUAAAAUGUACGAACAACGUAGCAGUCAAACAGAGACUUCUUCACCACGUUGUCAAAACUUGCUUCCUCAAAAUAAUAAGCGACAUAGAACGAGGUCCAAAAAAAUCUUAAUUGUCAUAUUCGGAAAAUGCCUUAUAAGUUUUUUUACCAAAAAAUAUUAAAGCAUCGGAGAUCAAGGGCUUUUGUUAACGAAUGUACAAAAUUAUUUCUAGUUAACUGACUCCAGCGGCUCAAUUGGCUCAAGAAGAGAAACAUAAAGAGACACCAGUUUUGUCAAGAUAUUAGUGUGGUUUAAUAUUUUCUGACUUUCCUUGACUUCUGUUAAUUGGGAAUAUUUCUAAGGAAAAUGUGGAUAUUAUUUUUAUUUAUAAGCGGCGUGUUGUCUGCUCCUAAAGACGAAUAUCGAAGUAUUAUUAAUGAAGCAGAAAUUACAUUUAAUGAUGAUGUAUUUAUUAAACAUAUAGUUCCGUCUGGUUACUCUCCACAAAAAAUAAAAGAAUAUUCGUCAAUUGAUAUAACUGACUUCGUCGAUAAGGACAAUAAAAAUUAUCAAUUACUUAAUGAUUACAUGAGUAAAGGUUUUACAAUGAAAGGCAUAACAUUUAAUAUAUACGACGAUAAUCAAAGAAAAGCUACAAUAGCUCUUUUCAAUAUGCUCCAAGAAAUAAAAAAACAUGAUGUUACUUUUGUGAUGGACUGGAUGCAAAGUAACAUCAAUAAACACAUGUAUGAGUACGUUUUACGCCUUCUUGCACUUUAUGGAAAUCAAAAUGUUGAAAAAUUAUUACCACCAUUCAUUUAUAAACCACACUACUUCGUUAAUAGUGAGACAAUUGCAAAAGCCUAUAGAGUAAAACUCAACAAAGGACAUAUUAAUAAACAAGAAGCCGAUGUGUAUCAAAUUUAUAAAAAUAACGAUCACAUUACAUAUAUCAAUACUAAUUAUUCUAGUUGGAAUAUGCCAUUAGAUAUUUGUGAUAUAGAAGUUAAUUAUUUCAGAGAAGAUAUAGCACUAAACAGUUAUUACUAUGGUGUACAUUUAGCACAUCCGUUCUGGAUGUCCAAUGAAGAAUUGGAUCAAAUUAAUUCAAGACAUGCGGAACACUAUCAUUACAAGCAUCAGCAAUUAUUAGCUAGAUAUCUUCUAGAAAAAGAACAUUUGGAUACUAGGAAUACUUCACUAAAUCAUCAAUGCGUAGGUGAUUACUAUCCAUUUUUAUCGUAUGAAAAUGGUCUAGCCUUUCCAAGUCGAUCUCAUUUUCGCAAUAUAUCGAAUGAAUAUAAAGUAGCUCUUAUAUCUAUAGACAUUGCUUUAAAGGAAUUUAUUUCAAGGAGACUAAUAAUAAUGGAUAACGGUACAUUAAUAAAAAUUACAGAUGACAAUUAUAUAUCAUUAUUGUCAAAACUAAUUCGGGCUAAUCUAGACGGAAUUAAAACUGCAAAAAUGAUCCGAAAUGUUUAUGGAUAUGGUACCUAUAAUUACCCGAUGAAUCAGUACAACCCGGCACCUUCGGUAUUACAUCAUCCGGAAACAUCCUUGCGAGAUCCAGUUUAUUGGAAUAUAAUCGAAAGCGCAUUAAAAUACUUUAGAGAUUUUACGAAUACCAUAGAACCAUUUGAUAUUUCAACUUACGAAAUGAAUGAGUUAUCUAUAACUCAUAAUGAUUUCUCAGUUAUUGCUACCUACUUUGAUUAUUACCAAUUCAACAUAAAUAAAGCAUUAUAUCCUUUAGACAGCCCAUCAGAAUUAUCAACCGUUAUAGCAGCAAGACAAAUGAGAUUAAACUAUAUGCCUUUUACAUUAAAUUUUACUGUAUUGUCUGCAAUCCAGCAAAGUGUUGCGGUGAGAUUAUUCUUAGGUCCACGGUGUUAUUAUACUACUUGUUUUCAUAACUAUUAUAAAUUUUUUGAGCUUGAUUCUUAUAUUGUAAAAAUGGAAGAAGGCGCGAAUAUUCUCAGUUGGUGUCCUCAAACUUCUUCGAAAUUUUCUUUUGAUGAUUACUAUAAUUUGGAAACAAUUAAAGAAAAGGAAAAUAAAUUUGAUAUAUUUAAAUUUCCAGGAAACCUUGUAAUACCCAAAGGUUCAGAAGAGGGACUUAAUAUGACUUUGUUUAUUAUUAUCACACAAGUGAACGAUUCAAUAUCUAACAGUUUUCUAUAUAACAAAUAUAAUAAUCAGACAUCUCUGGAAAUAGAUGACAAACCUCUAGGAUUUCCAUUCCAUAGAAUUGCUAAAAAUUACGUUCAUAAUGCUAACAAUUAUAGAUUUUAUAAUAUAUCGAUAUAUCAUAAAAAACGCACAAUCAAUGCAAGUGGUCAUUUUUCACCACAUUUAUAUUGAUUUAUAUAAACGUUAGAUGCCACCCACAAUGUAUUAUAUUAUAUGUAUUGUAACUUCAUAGCUAUAUAUGUACCUAUAGCUGGUUGUGAGCCCAGAACAUAUUCAUAUGUUCAAAAAAAUUACCAUAAAUAUUAUAAGAAGUUUUUAAAAUAUUAAGAUGCUACAAAUAUUAAUAAGUAAGGAUAAAUAUAAAGAAAGAAAUAAGAAUAUAUAAAGAAGAAGUAAUAAAUAAGUAUAAUAAAAUAUAGAAAAAAUAAAAUAUAAAGAUUAUAUAUAAAAAAGAUGAAUAUUUAAUAAUGGAACCUUUUAAGGAAUUAUAGUUCAAAGUCUGCAUUGAAAAAAAAAUUUUAUUAUCCGAUUUAAUCAAAUAUUGAUGUUAAAAAUGUUUAGUGAAUAAAUAACUUUAAUAACCAAUUUCUUAGCGUCCUUACAUAUUGUAGAAACUAACGUUUCUCUAUAUUAAAUAUACAAUAACAAGAUAAAUACUUCUGAAUAUUCGGUAAUAACGAACAUUCUAUUCGCUACUAUUACAAAUGAGAAAAACUAAUAAAUUAAAAGACAACUACUAUGGAAAACUACUAUA